AUGCAUCUUUUGGGGAAAGCCACAGGUCCAGAACAACUUUACGAGCAGCGCUCUCUUUGCAUCUAUCCCACCGCUCAUGGAGUCAGUACCAUGAGCUUUUGCUCCCAAUAUGGAAUCGAAGGACCAUGGAUCCGCCUUCUAAAUAUAUGGCCUGGAUACGUCCUGUUCGAUGCCAAAGAACACUCUUGCUGUGUCGAGUGUCGAUCCAAGCCUCACGACCGCUCCAGUCCUUGUCCCCUCUGUACCAGCAGGCUCGACCUCAUGAUCGAACUCGUUGCCUUUAUCAACAAGUCCCACGCCUCAUAUCCCAUUCGCACGAUCGACACAGAAUAUACAACGGAUGUAGAUGGUCUGAUAGAUGAUCUCGGGCAGCAAGAUAGAAAGGAAUGUUCAGGAUGGAAUCCCGGCCACGGUCAGGAAAUCGACGACUCCUCGUUAAUAAAAGAGUCUGUAACCGUCAACAACCCCCGCCCAGAAAACGCACAUGUGAGCCAAAAUCGGUUGGGAAAGCGUAAACUGGCAAUCGACCAGAACAGGGACGAGGAUAAGGAUGGGGGCGCGAGAAAACGACGUCAUUCGGGUGCAAAGAAGCAAUAUCUCGCUUGCCCGUUCUUCAAACAUGACCGAGAGCAACACAGCUCAUGCCGCAACCGGAAAUUCAAGAAAAUCUCCCAGUUAAAAGGACACAUCAUUCGCCGCCACGCAUUUAGAGAUUAUUACUGCCCCAUCUGCUACGAAGAAUUCCCAGACCCGGCCAUUUGGACGAGUCAUUGCAGGAGCGCCAUUUGCCAGCCACGGGCGACACCUCCUCGUGUUUUCGCUGACGAUUUUCGCACACUCUGUCGGGAUAUUGUUUUGUUGAGACAUACUCCGACCCAAAUGUGGUUUGCUAUCUGGGAUAACAUCUUCCCGGGCGUCGAUCGACCUGAGAGCCCUUACAUCUCCUAG
Molecule: messenger RNA, 948 nt
Organism: Clonostachys rhizophaga
Lineage: Eukaryota; Fungi; Ascomycota; Sordariomycetes; Hypocreales; Bionectriaceae
Source: the annotation of a GenBank genome assembly